AAACCUCCUCCGCUGCUCAGAGAAAAAAGAAUCUGCCAGCGCACACCCGCAGGCCUCCACACGACGUCUUUAUGGAAAUUUGAGAGCCUUUUGAAUGGGUACAGAAAUAGCAGGGUCAGAGUCCUUUCUUGGUAUAUAAUACUUCCCAUUUAUAUCAGACUGAUACCUUACUACCAAAACGUUUAUUUUUCCUUCUGUUCGCCAUUUGUAUAACCACGGGCACGGCUUUCUUCAAGACUGUGUAUGUGUAGAUAUCCACUCUGUACGCAUACAGCCUAUGCACGCACGGUUACAGUUUCUGGAUACACAUCUGAGAGCAUAAAACCAAACGGCAAAACAUCACGACGCGAUGACGACGCUAGCCUCUUUUCUGGAAUACGGCAACGUCGCAUCGUUAACGUUCUGCGCCGUCGUUCUGUUGGCGUCGCUAGCCAUCUGGAGCAUGACUCGACCCCAAGGUUUCCCGCCAGGUCCUAUCGGAUUACCCUUCUUGGGGAGCGUGUUAUCGAUGACUGCUAGCCCCGAAGAGGUUUUCGAGCGGUGGAGCAAGCGAUACGGUGACGUGUUCGGGUUCAAGGCCGGUGAGAGGUUGAUCGUGGUCAUCAACCACGGGGACGCUAUCAGAGAAGCCCUCAUCAAACACGGCAUCGAAUUCGCCGGAAGGCCCGAUUUCUUCUCCUUUAAAGUGUUCACCUAUGGGUUUAAAGACAUCAUCUUCAGCUCCUACUCAGACACGUGGAGGCUCCAUCAUAAAUUUGCCCAUUCGGCUCUCAGACAUUACGCUUCCGGUAAGCGCCUGGAGGAACUUCUACACGGUUCCAUUCUCAAGAUGAAAGGUUAUCUCGCCAAGAUGGAUGAAGAGGAACCCCUGGACCCUAAACUCGUCAUAACUCUACUCCUUUACAACGUCAUGUCGACAAUGUGCUUCGGGAAAGAUUACGACUUUCUUGACAAGAACCUGAUCGCCUGGAAAGAAAACAACGAGAAGUUGAACCAAGAGUUCGGCUUGGGCGUGGCGGCCGAUUUCUUCGGCUGGGCGCAGUACCUUCCGACACCGGGGGUGAAGAUGGUCCACAGGAUGCGAGAUGAGCUCCAUCGGUUCGUCUGGGAGGAGCUGGAGAGUCACAAGAAAAGUUUUGAUCCAGAUAAUGCUCGAGAUUUCUUCGACAUGCUCCUUCUCGCCCAGAAGGAGGCUACCAAUGCAGAAAACGGAGAAUCGGAGAAACUGACCGACACCCAUCUUGUCCUGACGGUCAGCAACAUGUUUGCCGCUGGGAUCCAAACCACUACUGAGACGCUCUACUGGGCGUUGGCUUUCAUGGUCGAACACCGGGACGUCCAGUCCAGAGUUCAAGCCGAAAUCGACAACGCCAUCGGACGCACACGUCUACCCGUCGUCGACGACCGGGGAAGCCUCCCGUACACAGUGUCAACGCUGUAUGAGGUAAUGCGGUAUAGCUCCAUUUUGCCGAUAGCGGUGCCGCACGCCACAACAUGUGAUGUCAACUUUCGUGGAUACCGAAUCCCCAAGGGAGCCGUUGUGAUGUUAAACACUUUUUCAAUGCACUUUGAUCCUAAGGCUUGGGAGAGUCCAAAUGAGUUUAAACCUGAACACUUCCUUGAGGACGAUGGCGCUCUCCGGAAGCACACACCGAGUUUUCUCCCGUUCGGAGCCGGACGCCGUAGCUGUCUUGGGGAAGUCGCUGCCAAGACAGAUCUCAUCGUCAUCUUCACCUGGCUGCUGCAGAACUACAGCUUUAAGAAGGUUCCCGGUCAGGACUCCAAAAGCUUGCUGCGGAUCAUUGAGAACAGUGCCGUCGGGAGGAACCUGGAGAACUACGAACUCAUCAUGGAGAGGAGAAGCUGAAACUGUCAACUUACCAUCCUUCCAAAGAAAGGGUUGAGGUAACGGUAAAGGGAAGAGGGUGUACAUCCUGGAGAAUUGUUGCUCUCAGAAGUACCUUUAGAAGGAACCUGGAGAAUAAGCUAGCUUAUGUACACAUGGAUAGAGAAGCAUGGAACUGUCAACGGGCCACCCUACCAUCCGCCUUGAUCAGGUUGAGGUGAGAUUGUACAUCCUGCGAAGUGUCCUUUACAGGUUCGUGGACAUCACUCUAAAAGUCUGCCGCGAAUUACUGAGAACGCGGUGCCGUCGGGUGAAUCUUGAGAAUUACGAACUCAUCAUGAUCUGGAAAAUGCGAAACUUUUAUCUGACCAUCCCCGCCUUCGGACCCUUCUUUCCCAACCCUAUAUAAGGAAAAGUAGAGGUAGAGUUAGAGGUUAGAGUUUACAACAAAUUUUUGAGAGCUGUACCGUUUGUAAUGACCGAGACAGUGAAACCGGAAACAUGAAUCUAAAAGCAAACUCUGUAUAGCUCUCUGUGAAUCAACCAGAACAGUGCCGUUGACAACUAAGAUCUUGGAGUACUAAAUAUGAAUAAAACCAGCAAAAGAUUCUGAUUGAUUGCCCCAUUUCCCGAUCACCAAAAGAGUUGAUGGUAGAUAUUUAGUAAUCGAGGGAAUCCGACUCAAAAGGCCCAGUCUUUACCAGAAAUGUGCAGAGGACAGGUCCCCCGAAAUAGGAGAAGGUUUAAAUGAUAAUGAGGAAAGAAUGAGUGAAAUUUAGAAAUACUGAGAAAGAUAGUAUGUAUCGUAGAUAGGAAAAGGUACAGAGAUAGAAAGACACAGAGAGAGAGAGAGAAAGAAAGAAAGAAAGAAAGAAAACAAAAGAAAGAAAGAAAGAAAUGGAGAGGGGGAGACGGAGGAUACUAAAUCUACAUCGACGAAAACGACAGAGGUUAUUACCUUAUUUCUAAUGGCAUACACCAUCGGUCGGUUUGGAGUCAGUUUCUUUAGUGGAACUGCAGCAUAGAGAGAGAGAGAGAGAGUCAUUAAAUAGAAAUAGUGAGUGGAAGGGGGGGGGGGGUUAAAAUGAACAUUUAAAUAUUCGAAAUCAGUGACAGAUGUUGAUAUGAUCAAGAAAUAAAUGUCUCUGUUUUACCCCUUGACUGUAAUCUCCCAAUAGCUGUCUAAUAACGAUUAUAUCCUGAAAAACAUACACAAUAAUCAUGCUAUCAGUGGCUAUUGACUCUUUAAUCGUCUAUAUGCGUCAAAAAGCAAAUAUGCGAUAUUACUUGUCUGAUCGUACUGAUGGGAAGAGUGCACGAUGUACAUGAUGUAAUUUACGUGUUAUAUUUUAUUUUUAAAAAUAUGUAUAAAUUAGAGUGAGUAGAACAGA
Molecule: messenger RNA, 3237 nt
Organism: Lytechinus variegatus (green sea urchin)
Lineage: Eukaryota; Metazoa; Echinodermata; Echinoidea; Temnopleuroida; Toxopneustidae
Product: steroid 17-alpha-hydroxylase/17,20 lyase-like
Exons: 10
Coding region: 350-1867 (505 amino acids)
Biological process (GO): progesterone metabolic process; hormone biosynthetic process
Molecular function (GO): steroid 17-alpha-monooxygenase activity; iron ion binding; heme binding
Source: RefSeq, a predicted model, not a curated record